GGGAUUGUGCGUAUUGGAUUUGAAUCUGCAUUCAUGGUUCUCCGGACUAAUUGAACCAUCCAAACCCAUUCUUUUGCACGAGCUGCAUCUUCUCAAAGGAUAAAGUGAUAAUUUGAAUUUGUAGGAGUUUGAGUGCGAUAGAACGUUUCAGAAAUCCGCAUUGAAUAUAUCUCAAUCUCCGAAACAGCUCAAGGCAAAGUGCAUUAUCGAAGAGCAAGAACUGUCGGUUAAGAUCCAUCGACGGUUUGUGGGAAAACUUAACGGUUUGUGCGGCACGACUUGAAUUCGGUGUGUGCAUUAGGAAAUUCUUCGUUAAGUGCAUCAGGAGCUUCUUCGGCGUGUGCAUCAGGAGAUUCUCGGGGGUGCGGUGGGAUGCGGGUCGAGGAUGCAUCUCUCGAAAGACAUGAGUGAGGAGGACUCGUCGCUGCUGACGGCGGACAUAUUGGCCGAGCGAACGUUGGACGGGCUCCUGGCCGAGCACCCGGGGGAGUUGGUGCGGACGGGGAGCCCGCACGUGGUCUGCACGGUCCUCCCGCCGCACUGGCGCUCCAACAAGACCCUCCCGGUGGCCUUCAAGGUGGUCGCCCUCGGUGACGUCAUGGACGGCACCGUCGUCACCAUCCGGGCCGGCAACGACGAGAACUUCUGCGCCGAGCUCCGCAACUGCACCGCCGUCAUGAAGAACCAAGUGGCCAAGUUCAACGACCUCCGGUUCGUCGGCAGGAGCGGCAGAGGGAAGAGUUUCACGUUGACGAUAAUUUUGAACUCCUGUCCUCCACAAGUAGCAACGUAUGCAAAAGCCAUCAAGGUCACAGUUGAUGGUCCUAGGGAGCCUCGCUCGAAAACAAUUUGUUUUUCAGGGCACCAGUCAUUCCAUCCGUUUCACUUUGCACCAAGAGCUUUUCCAUUUGGGACCCCCCUCGAUCCUCAAAGAGUAGCCGAUUUGCCUUUUAAACUUUCUGGUCUAGCCCAUCAUCUAGGAAUAAAUGGUGAUGGACAUCACUGGAACUCGGCAUUUGGCCGUAAUUUAGGAGGGUAUCCUCCUUACUUGUCGCACUGCGGACCGCCUCAUUCAUCGCAUUUUCCUCACAUACUACCAUUGACUGGCUCCGAUCAUCCAAGAGAAACGUCGCCUAGAGAUUUAUUACGAUCCUCGUCGGAGCCGCUGGGUCCGCUCAACAUCAACGUGGGGAACCACAACCACAGCCACAACCACGCGAGUCCUGCCGGGAAGCUCCACCCCCACCCCCACCCGCGCCUAGGUCGGGGGCACCCGUUCCCCAUCGGGGUCGGCCGCCGCGGCAGACGGCACAAGCCCCUUUCCGACCUGAAAAACCCCGCGGGCGAUCCCCCGACGGGACCCUCCACUACCGAAGGGCUCCAGAACUCGGUGGCCCCCCGGUUCCCCCCAAGCCUUCCGUUCCAGCAGAACCCCUCGUUUUUCAGCCUUUUCCUGAAUCCAUCCCUGUCGACGCAGUGGCUCUACUCGCAGUUCUACCCGAACCCCUACUCGCAGCUCCACUUCAGGCAGCAGAUCUUCGAGGAUGCCAAGGCCAAGGAAGUGCCUGACAGUCCCAAGUCCGACGACUCCAAAAAAGCUUCAAGUCCGACACCGACGCCGGAUGAUCAGAACAAAUCGUCUUCCUCCUCAAAGUCCAGCGAUAAGUCCCCGCAGGAAAAGACCUCUAAAAACUCGGACGUUUGGCGGCCGUAUUAGACGUGAGAAAUUUCAAAUCUUUGUCACGGGUAUCUGAAGAUUUACGAAGGUUACGAUUGUCGAUGUGUAUUGAUUCAUUCUCUUUAUGUGGCUGUACAGAUUUACGUUCAGGGUUUUGCCAUCUUUUCAAUAAAUUGGAACUUCCGAAUGUUAAUUUUAAGGAAAAAUAAUUGUGUAAAUUUGAAUAUUGUACAUAUAUUAAGUAUUGUUAAAAGAAAAGAAGGGGUUGCACACUACUGAAAACAUUGUAAAGUUGAUUUCCGGAUUAUGAUGAAUGCAUUUUUUUCAUAAAUGAAUGUUCUCUGAAUUGUUUUAUUAAUCGUGAUGAAUAUGGGUCUGAUAUUGAGAUCAGAGCCUUAGCAACCGUUUCGAAGACACCAAUCAGAGUGUUUCGACGUCAUUCCCUCCGAAAACACCGUUAUACUCAAAUUUUUAAACCGGAUUAAUCGGAUACCGCAGGAGAUUCGCUGAAAGUUUAUUUUUCAUUAUGCACAGGCAACGAACACAUUGCAACAGACGAUGAUUCGAGACACUAAAGGUUAUUGGUGCCGGCGAGUGAACCGCUCAUUAACUGUCUCCCUGGGAAAAUUGAAAAACCGAAAAGUCUAAAAGUUGCUUGUAAUUGUUGAAUGAUUAUGAUGAAUGUAUUUGUCAUAAAUUAUUGUUCUCUGAAUUGUUUUAUUAAUUCUGGUGAAAAUGGGUCUGAUAUUGAGAUCAGAGCCUUAGCAACCGUUUUGAAGACACCAAUCAGAGUGUUUCGACGUCAUUCUCUCCGAAAACACUGUUAUUCUCAACUUUUUAAACCGGAUCAAUCGGAUACCGGAGGCUAUUCGUCGAAAGUUUAUUUUUAUUAUACACAGGUAACGAAUAAAUUGCAACAGACGAUGAUUCGGGGCACGAUAGGUUAUUGGUGCCGGCAAGUGAACCGCUCAUUUACUGUCUCCUUGGGAAAAUUGAAAAACCGAAAAGUCUAAAAGUUGCUGAUAAUUUUUGAAUGAUUAUGAUGAAUGCAUAAUUGUCAUAAAUUAAUGUUCUCAGAAAUUUUUGUAGUGAUCCUGGUGAAUAUGGGUCUGAUAUUGAGAUUAGAGCCUUAGGAACCGUUUUGAAGACAUCAAUCAGAGUGUUUCAACGUCAUUCCCUCCGAAAACACUGUUAUUCUCAACUUUUUAAACUGGAUCAAUCGGAUACCGGAGGUGAUUCGUCUUAAAAAGUUUAUUUUUUAUUAUACACUGGCAACGAACAAAUUGCAACAGACGAUGAUUCAGGGCACUAUGGGUUCUUGGUGCCGGCGAGUGGACCGAUCAUUAAUUGUCUCCCAGGGAAAAUUGAAAAACCGAAAAGACUCAAAGUUGCUUAUAAUUUCGAUUCCGCACAUUGCAACGAGCAACACAAGCUCCAACAAUCCAACUGCAGGGAGGAUGGGUCCAAUCUGCAGUAUUGCCUGACACCGAACCUCUUACAAAGAAAGAAAAACGACAUUGAGGAAAGGUGGCGAUGGAUUUACGAGGAUCCAGCAAGAAUUUUAAAAAAAUAAAAUGAUGCUUGGAUUCAUAUAUUGCCUACUGGCUUGUAAUGUGAAUGAAAUGGUUAGGAAGAAGUCAGUUCUGUAAGUUUAUUAAUGUGUACAUAUUUCUUGAUUUCUUUUUUUAUGAGCAGUUGCAGCCUGAGAGGCGUGAAUGCACAAAUAUAGUGUUUUAUCAUUCGGAACCUUCAAUCUAGUGUCAAAAUGUAUCACACUGUAAUGUGAUAUUCGUUCAUCCAUUGAAAUUUUUACGUCAUUUAUAUAAUAUUGGGAGAUGAUAAAUUAUGAAUCCGGAAAACCUUAAUCCUUCUUUAUUCAGUUCUUAUUGUUCUGCCGUGUUAUCUAGAAUGAAGCGUUCGACAAAAGCCAUUUAACUGUACUAUUUGAUUGAGCUGCUAUCAUUUUAGGCCGUGUUUAUACAGCAUUUGACUCUUGAUCGCGACGCGAUUGCGCUCAUUUGAUCCGAGACUGCGACUUGACGGGAAUUUGAUGCGUGUGUUUAUACAGGGUUAAACUCCCUCACGACUCAAUUUUAAUUUAUCAACAAUACUGUUGGGUCAUGGUGGCAGUGCAUCAUGUCUUUAUCCGACGAAGAAGACGUGCUUUUGCAAUGGGCGGUGAAUAAGCAUCGUCGUUUUCGUGAACACCCUUUCAAUACAGAAAAUAUUAAAAAAAAGUCAGUAUUUAAGUUUUUUAGAAACAUUUUUGUUAGCAUAAAAUGCAUUCCGUGGGUUCCAGAUUCAUGGCCGAGCCUCCCACCAAUUCCACAAGCUUCAGGGCUUCCUCUUCAGAAGUCAUUAUAUUAGCUAACCUCUAAAAAUCUUUUUUAUUUUAUUAAUAAACCACCUUUUUUAAAAAGGAUGAAAUAGUUUUCGUCCGUUCACUGCACCAAGCAAGACAAGACAGAUCAAGAGUCGAGUCGGAGUCUAGAGCACUGAGUCUCGUCACAGACCGCGACGCGACUGAGAUUUGAUCGUCAAAUCUCAAUCGCGUCCGAGUCGCGACAUGUAUAAACAUACUCAUUCAACUUUUCAUGUGUUGUGCCGAGUCGCAAUCGCGUCGCGAUCAAGAGUUUAAUGCUGUAUAAACACGGCCUAAAAAUCACUCCUUCUCAUGCGAUCAUUCUCCAUUUUCGUCUUCUUGAUAAUGGGCGUUAAAAAAUUAAUAUUCAGCCCUGACCAUUCCUUCUUUCAAUCAACAAAAAUGGUUUUCAAAAGUCAUAUUUUCUAUGGUAAACAGCAAACCUGAAGAAUUAUAUUCUUUAAUUUUUCGACGGAAGUAAUUUUCAUUGAAUAUUGUAUGAAACAACUCAUUUACAUAGCUUCUCCAAAUGAUACGCCUCUUAAUCUAUAUGCUAUUCAGGUCUCGCUGGUAUUAUGGCUUAUUAAAUUAAAAUACCCUUCGAGGUUAACGCGGUGUUUGAAAACAAACCUUCACUGUAAGAAAUUACAGAACUGAUUGCUUUCUUCUGGUGACUCGGCAGGAACCCAGCCAACCUGAUUUGAAUAUUGAAGUCUCCACUGAUGCCAUGGCGCAGUAUAGCUCAGUUUUCUGGUCUGUAAACUUAUUUGUUGAGAGCCAUUGACGUAACAUUGACUUUGUAGAAUAGGGUCACUAGUGCGCCUCCAAUAUUUCGUGUAUGCAAUCCGGACAGUCGUCGAACACGUAUGGUUGCAUCAAGAAGUUCGUAGCAAUUUAGCAAGGCGCCGGCCAGCCGAAUCGCACAAACAGCUUUAGAAAAAUUAAAGCCCCUUCAAUAAUUUGCGUAUGCAAUUAGGACAAGCGUGGAGCACGAAUAGUGGUAUCCACAAACCUGUGGUAAUUUGACACGGCGCAGAGCGGUGCAAUCGCGUGAUGUCGCUCUAACAGGAAAGCGCACUCGAAUACGCCUCAGAUGAAUAAUCACAUCAAUAUUCAAGGAAUUUCAUUGAUUAGUUGUCCAGUCAAGUGUUAAACCGUAUAUUUGGUUUCCAAGUUUUUCCAAAGUGUCACUUAAAAAAAUCACCACUAGACACAUUUUUUACGGUGAUUUUCAGUAUGAAAAAAGUUAACAAAUGCCAUAAACUCCACUGGAAAAAAAAGAAUCUUAAAUUUGCCGUCAAGAAGUAUUUCUUCUUAAAUCAAGAAUUUUGCUGGUUAAUAUAAGCUACUUUUUUGCUUAACCCAAGCAUUAUUUUUCUUGAAUCAAGAAAAAAUCAGCUUAAAGCAAGAUAAAGAAAAUUCUUGGCGGCAAAUUCAAGAAUUAUCAUGCUUGAUCCAAGCUACUUUUUUUUUCAGUGUCCGAAUGAAACUGCAUGUUUGAGUGUAAAAUUCAUAAAAAAAGACAAAUUUUGUAAAAACUGUCAUUUUCAAGUUGUAAAUAUUUUUGAUGCAUUUCGUUAACCUUAUGAUGUACAUUUUUUUUAAAAAAAAAAGUAUGUGUAUUUAUCUGUAAAUUAAAAUGACCGUAAAUAGAAAUAAAAUGACUGUUAUAAGAA
Messenger RNA from Bemisia tabaci, 5716 nucleotides. RefSeq lists its product as uncharacterized. NCBI's taxonomy places the organism in Eukaryota, Metazoa, Arthropoda, Insecta, Hemiptera, Aleyrodidae. Gene Ontology annotation, cellular component: nucleus. Gene Ontology annotation, biological process: regulation of DNA-templated transcription. The record is from RefSeq and is a predicted model, not a curated record. Gene Ontology annotation, molecular function: DNA-binding transcription factor activity, RNA polymerase II-specific; ATP binding; RNA polymerase II cis-regulatory region sequence-specific DNA binding.